Vollenhovia emeryi is the source of this 2646-nucleotide messenger RNA. Its product is annotated as RNA-directed DNA polymerase from mobile element jockey-like. The record is from RefSeq and is a predicted model, not a curated record. The transcript has a single exon. Lineage: Eukaryota; Metazoa; Arthropoda; Insecta; Hymenoptera; Formicidae. Bases 1 to 2646 code for a protein of 881 amino acids.
AUGGGACCGUGUGGGCCGGGGAGGGGGGGAGUGGCCUUCUACCUGCGGGAGCCCUUGAGGGGUAAGAUCCUGAAAUGCUCAGCUGAGAAUUACUGCCACAACCCAGAAUUCCUGCUGGCCGAGAUCCACUUCAAGAACUCAGCCAAACUCCUUCUUGCAGUGGUCUACCGACUACCUCACUGCGGCAAUCUACAGGAAUUCUUCGAUACCUUCCGAGAUCUUAGCGUUCUUUACUCGCACUCUGUAAUCUUCGGCGACUUCAACGCUGACCUCUCUGCGGCCUCCUUCAAUGCCGGGCGGGUCCUGGACUUCGUGAACUGUGCCAGUUUGUACUUGAUACCGUACACCAACACCCACCAUACCAGGUCAUCCUCCACGUGGUUGGACCUUUGCAUUGUCGACGACUCCGACAAGGUCGUCAGCUACGGACAGCACGAUGUGGGCUUCCUCUCCUCGCACGAUCUUAUUCACAUCACCUACAAAAUCAAGGUCGUUCGUACUCAGACCAGGGACAUCUGGGCAAGAGAUUUUAGAACCUUUGACGUCGGGGAGUUCACCAGGGACCUGCUGGCGAGGAACUGGAACAGGUUCUAUGAGGUUGAUAGCGUUGAUCAUAAGGUCGAACUCUUCAACUCCUUCCUCUUGGAGAGCUUCGACUUGCACGCGCCAGAGCGCCUCAUUAGGCCCCGUAAGCUCCCGGCACCCUGGCUCAGCGAGGAGAUCAAACGCAGGAUGCGCGAGAGGGACAGGGUCAGAGGACAGUGGAGAAGACAUAAAUGCGACCGACUGCACAGCUUGUUCAGGGAUCUCAGGAAUGAGGUCCAGAUCCUCGUUAGGAAUGCUAAGAAGAGCUACUUCACCAACUUCUUCAGCAAUUGUAACGACCCUGGCACUGCAUGGAACGAGCUGAGACACCUGGGUAUAAUAAAAUCUAAGAACUCAGCAAGACCACUACCAUGCUCAACCGAGGAGCUUAAUUUAUAUUUCUCCUCCACUGGCGACCGAGGUGAGGCUCUGGACACUGUGUUGCCCUGUAUUGGUGGCGCGGGCCUGGACGAGGACAAGUUCUUCUGGGGAGGCGUGACACCUGAGGAGGUUGUUUCAGCACUCUCUGGCGUGAGCUCUCGGGCUAAGGGCGUAGACGGACUCCCUUACCGACUGCUGCGUAUCGCUCUUCCCUGUCUUCUGCCUGAAAUGCUACAUAUCUUCGAGUCUUCAUUCACGCUCAAUACCUUUCCGACUUUGUGGAAGCGUGCGCUUGUUGUGCCUCUGCCCAAGGUUCAGGUGCCUGAGGCUCCUCAACAUUACAGGCCCAUUUCCAUUUUAUGCAGCAUCUCUAAGGUCCUUGAGAAGAUAGCGGCCAGGCAGAUCACAGCAUAUUUGGAGCGCCUGGAUCGUCUUGAUCCGUUUCAGUCUGCCUACAAGCGUGGUUUCUCCACUCAGACCGCGCUGAUCAGGGUGCUGGACGACAUUAGAUCUGCCGCUGACAAAAGGAUGGUCACAGUAUCCGUCUUCUUCGAUUUCAGCAAGGCCUUCGACUGCGUCUCUCACAGACUGCUCAUCACCAAACUCGCAGCCCUCGGCUUUUCAAACUCCGUUCUGCACUGGCUCGGCUCGUACCUUUCCGACAGAUGUCAAGCAGUGAGAGAUGCCUCGAGUGGCGACAUGUCUUCCUUCAUGGAAAUAGGAAGCGGGGUGCCACAGGGCUCCGUCCUAGGACCACUUCUUUUUUCAUUGUUCCUCUCCGAUUUCAGGCAUGUUCUUCAGCAUUGUAAAUACAAUUUCUACGCCGACGACCUGCAAAUCUAUCUAAACAGCGAAUCCAAUGACAUCCAAAACUCUAUUCUCUUGAUCAACGAAGACAUUGAGCGGAUCAUCUCUUGGACCUUGGAAAGCAAGCUGAGACUCAAUCCCGGAAAGUCCAAGGCUGUAAUUUUCGGCACUGCGAGAUACCUCAACGCCAUUCUCGCUGAAGAUCUUCCAGCCAUAAGAGUAAACGACGUGGAGGUCCCUUUCUCCGACUCCAUUGACUAUCUGGGAGUCCGGUUAAUGAGCAACCUCUCCUGGGAGGGCCAUGUCAGCAAGGUCGUCAAGAAAGUCAGUUACAUAAUACAUCAACUGAAGCUCUGCAAGGAUCUUUUCCCCAGAUGUGUACGUCGCUCUCUCGUCCAGACACUUGUACUGCCGCAUUUCGACUACUGCUGCGUACUCCUGACUGAUAUUACUGGCGUACAAAAUGCCAGGCCUCAGAGAUCGCUGAAUACAUGUGUGCGUUUCAUUUGUCAGUGCAGGAUCGAGGAGCACAUAACACCCUACUAUACCGAGCUAAAGUGGCUUAAAAUCAGGGAAACAAGAACAUAUUUUAUAGGUUGUCUACUAUUCCAAAUUCUACGCACCGGUGCCCCUCUGGUGCUCGCCCGCGAGUUUUCAUAUAGAGGAGCCGCCUCUCAGCGGGGCACAAGAGCGCCCUCCGAUCUCCUCUGCACCCCUCUAUGCAGGACCGAGCUCUUUAGGAAGUCGUACAGGAGUUACUCCGCAAAUCUCUGGAACGACCUUACACAGAGUUUAAGGACCGCCGUCACUCUCCCAGCGUUCAUAAACGAACUCUUCGCAGCCCUGCUGGAUGGUCUUCUCACACCAACAUGA